Molecule: messenger RNA, 998 nt
Organism: Triticum aestivum (bread wheat)
Lineage: Eukaryota; Viridiplantae; Streptophyta; Magnoliopsida; Poales; Poaceae
Product: RING-H2 finger protein ATL80-like
Exons: 1
Coding region: 205-828 (207 amino acids)
Source: RefSeq, a predicted model, not a curated record
UAGCAUCGCUACGAAUCGUAUCCCUCUACCUAAGCUUAGCUAAUCCUAACAUUAUAACAAACGCAGCUCAAACACCUAACUCUUGCCUCCUCCGCAAUCCCCACCACACACAACACGGUGACGACCUAAAACUGGCCCCUCCAUCCCUCCUGCCACAGUGCUCUCAAGUCCGAUCUCAUCCUGUCCCACCGAGAAAGAACGAGAAUGCCGCGCCACCUGAUGCAGCAGUCCGUCGACCGCCUGGCCGCGAUGGCCGCCCCGCCGGUGGCCGGCGGUGGGACGAGCGUGCACACGGACACGCUGCUCAUCCUGUCGGCGGUGCUCUGUUUCCUGCUCUGCGUGGUCGGGUUGGCCAUGGUCGCCCGCUGCUCCCGCAUGUGCAACCCCUCCGCCUUCUCCGUCGAGUACGUGCCGGGCGCAAUGGCCAAGGCGCCGUGCAAGGGGAUGAAGAAGAAGGCGCUGGAGUCGCUGCCGACCAUGUCGUGGCAGCCGGAGCCGAGGAAGGUGGACGAGGAGCGGCCGGAAUGCGCCAUAUGCCUGGCGGAGUUCACGCGCGGCGACGAGGUGCGCGUGCUUCCGACGUGCGGCCACGGCUUCCACGCCGCCUGCGUCGACGUGUGGCUCCUGUCCAGCUCCACCUGCCCCUCCUGCCGCCGCGCCCUCGUCGUCGCGGCCGCCCCCUCGCCGGCAGCCACCGAGUCGCCCCCUGCUCAGACGUGCUGCGAGCGGGCCGACACCGUCGCGGCUGCGCAGGCCUCGGCCGCCGGCGCUGUAGCCGACGAGACCGGACAGGGCGCGUCCACCUCUGACCUUUCUUCUGUCAGCUAGCUCUUUUGGUUGGUACUUUGUGUAGCUGGUAGGUACACGUACGUACAAAAUGCACCUGUACCGCGUGCGAUCGUGCAUCACUCGGCUAAUUUCUGCCUGUAACAUAUUUCAUCUGUAAAUACUUGUGUAGAUCGGUCACUUUCAGUUGAUUGAUUACUAACAAAAUCUGG